AAUCGGCGUUGCCACUCCGCUCGCACACGUGUUGAGCGCAUAAACAAAUUCUUGAUUAGAAUUCAGUUCAAUUCUCCGACAAACAAUUACCAGAAUUUGCUGCCAUGCCGCCGGACAUCGAGAUCAUAGUGGGCACCUACGAGGAGUACCUGCUGGGCUACCAGCUCAUCGAAUCGUCGGAUGACGGCGAUGCCGGAAAAUUGCAGCUGAAACAGACUUUUGCGGACAGAUCCCAUGCAGGAUCCAUUAAAUCGGUGGCCGUGCAGGGACCUUGGGUGGCCAGUGGCGGCAGCGAUGACAGGAUCUUCGUGUACGACAUGCGCACGCGGAAACAGUGCCAGAUCCUACUCUCCCACACCGGCACAGUGAACACACUGCAAUUCUCGCCGGACCUGACGCACUUGCUCUCCGGGAGCACCGAUGGCCAUAUGAUCGCCACACGCGUUGGCAGCUGGACCAGGGAGGGCGAUUGGAAGAAGGCCCAUGCCGGCCAGGCCGUCACCCACAUAAGUAUCCAUCCCAGCAGCAAGUUGGCCUUAUCAUUGGGCGGCGACCAGGUGCUGAACACCUGGAAUCUGGUCAAGGGCCGCGUCGCCUACAAGACCAAUUUGAAGAGCAAGACGACGCUGGGCAGCCAACCGGACUGCCUGUCGUGGUCCACGCAGGGCGAACACUUCACACUGAGCGGUCCCUUGAUCCUGGAGAUCUGGGACAUUAAGAGUGCGCAUGUGAUGCGUCGCAUCAAGAUGCCGGCAAAGCCCAUUUGCGUCACAUGGCUGGACGGGAACGAGUGCCUGACUGGCCUGGAGAACGGUAGCAUUGCCUGGGUUUCCCUCAAGGACGAAGAUGAUACUCCACCCACCAUCAUUCCUGCACACGAGGCGAGGGUCAAGGUCAUCGCCUAUCUGAACGAAUCACUGGCCACCGUCUCCAGCGCUGGUGAGAUUAAAGUCUGGAAGGUCGACAAGGAAACGCGCAAGCUGGAGGAGAUUGCCAGCACCAACAUGGACUGCCGACCCACAGGCUUGGGUCUGCUGGAUUUUAGCCAGUUUGGCAAUGUCCGACCGGUGGAACAGCGCAUCAAAGUGGAGAAGAAACCAAAGGCGAAAUCGGAGCCUGGCCAAAGUGCCAAGCCAGCGGGAUCGCGGGGAUUCGUGACCAUCGAGUACGAGCAGGAUGAGAAGCUGGAGGCCGAGAAGGAGGAUGAUGAGGAGGAGGAGGAGAAGGAGGCAGUAACCACUCCCAAGACGAAGCAAAAGAAGAAACAGGCAAAGAAGGCGCCGCUGGAACCCGAGGAAUCCUCCGAAGAAAGCAACUCAUCGGAGGAGGAGAGCGAGGACUUCUCCGACAGCGACAGUGACGGCUCCAGUGAUGGCGGCCACCGGAAAAGGAAGCCAAGGAAGCGCAAACAGCCACCGACGCCAGCGUCAAAACGAAAAGUGAAGCAGCAGAAAAAUAAGUAAUCUUUACUAGCUUCAAUUCUACUUUAUGUUAUGACUAUCAAUAAAUGUUGAGUUAAUCUA
Molecule: messenger RNA, 1523 nt
Organism: Drosophila santomea
Lineage: Eukaryota; Metazoa; Arthropoda; Insecta; Diptera; Drosophilidae
Product: p21-activated protein kinase-interacting protein 1-like
Exons: 3
Coding region: 105-1463 (452 amino acids)
Molecular function (GO): protein binding
Source: RefSeq, a predicted model, not a curated record